Molecule: messenger RNA, 3665 nt
Organism: Dunckerocampus dactyliophorus (ringed pipefish)
Lineage: Eukaryota; Metazoa; Chordata; Actinopteri; Syngnathiformes; Syngnathidae
Gene: aebp1a
Product: AE binding protein 1a
Exons: 19
Coding region: 130-3222 (1030 amino acids)
Biological process (GO): negative regulation of transcription by RNA polymerase II; proteolysis
Molecular function (GO): DNA-binding transcription repressor activity, RNA polymerase II-specific; metallocarboxypeptidase activity; zinc ion binding
Source: RefSeq, a predicted model, not a curated record
AGAUGACACUUGAGGAGGAGUCGUCUUCUUCUCUUUCCAACCAUCUGCUGCUCAGAUGGUCCUCACUGAGCGCGCUCCUUGAGGGCUGAAAACUGCGCAACGCUCUUCAUCAUCUUCAUCUGCUCCACCAUGAAAGUUCUGCUGGUCUGGGCGCUCCUCGCCACAUGCACUUUCCUCAUCUGCGGCCGUGAGGACGUAGAGGAGAGGCCGCCAGGCGGGGGAGGGCUUCAGGUGAGGGAGGUCAGAGGGCUGGCCGAGCGGCGCCAACCGGGGGAGGAAGGUAAAAGGUCAGACGAGCCCGCCGGGCCGGUGGACGCAGAGAGGACCAAGACGAAGAAGAAGAAAACGCCAGAGGAGGUGGAGGCAGCCAAAGCUAGGAAGGCGGCAGAGAAGGAGGCCAAAGCAAAGAAGCAGAAAACCCCAAAGCCCACCAAAAAGCCCAAAGCUCCAAAGCCCACCAAGAAGCCCAAACAACCCAAAGCCACAAAGAAACCCAAAGCCACCAAGAAACCCAAAGCGGCUCCCACAAAGCAGCCUGAGACGAAGCCACUGACGGAACCCAGCAGGGACACAACAACCAGUCAUGUGACCACAGUCCAGCCAAAGUGGGAGGAGCCUGAAGAACCAGACCUGGUUAAGGCCGUCCCGGGUAACAAGCAGCUGACAACUCCUGAGGUCAUCAUGUACAUUCCAGAGGAGACCACCGCCGUGCCCUACGUGGGACCCUGGUACGAAGAGUACGACUACGACGACCUGUCCAAGAAGAAACAAGAGGAGGAGGAGCGAGAGCGGGAAAUGGCUCGCAAGGAAAAGGCUGAAAAAGCCGAGCGUCUGAGGAAGAAGUGGGAGGAGGAGGAAGAGGAGCGACUCAAACAGAUUUCACAGCCGCCAGAACCCAAAAGUAAGACAACAACAGAAUCCAGACGCGUCGUAGUGUCUCAUGUCAAAGAACGAGACUUCUUUGUGGCGUCUAUAGAGUGUCCUCCUCUGGGUUUGGAGUCUCACCGCGUGGAUGACGACCAGCUGCUGGCCUCUUCUCAGUCCCAUCAUGGCUUCACGGCUCAGAGGGGCCGACUCAACAUGCAGGGUUCGGCCAGUGAGGAGGAUCUUUACGGGGGUGCGUGGUGCGCAGAGCCCGAGGAAACCAACAGCUGGUUUGAGGUGGAUGCCCGACGAGAGGUGGAGUUCACGGCUGUCAUCACGCAGGGAAGAAACUCUGAGCAGCUCGAGGACUUUGUGUCCUCCUACUUCGUGGCCUUCAGCAAUGACAGUCGUGAUUGGACCGUUCUUCACGAUGGCUACGCUGAGUGGUUGUUCUACGGGAAUGUGGACAAGGACACCCCGGUCAUGAACCAGUUUUCUUGGCCCGUGGUGGCGCGAUACCUCCGCAUCCUGCCUCAGAGCUGGAACGGAAGCUUGUGUCUCCGGGCCGAGGUUCUGGCCUGUCAACUUCCCAGCAGCCACCACAGCGAGAACGAAGUGAGGUCCUCAGACGAGCUCGACUUCAGACACCACAACUACAAGGACAUGAGACAGAUGAUGAAGGUGAUAAAUGAGGAGUGUCCCAACAUUACCAGAAUCUACAACGUUGGUAAAAGUUCUCAGGGCCUGAAGAUGUACGCUAUGGAGAUCUCUGACAAUCCUGGCGAGCAUGAGCUAGGAGAACCAGAAUUCCGUUACACAGCAGGCCUCCACGGUAACGAGGCCCUGGGCCGCGAGCUUCUCCUCCUGCUGAUGCAGUUCCUGUGCAAGGAGUACAAGGACGAAAACCCUCGAGUGCGUCGCCUGGUGGACGGUGUGAGAAUCCACCUGGUGCCGUCUCUCAACCCUGACGCGUACGAGCUGGCGUACGAGGCGGGUUCCGAGAUGGGGAACUGGGCUGUGGGACAUUGGACGGAGGAAGGCUACGACAUCUUCCAGAACUUUCCAGACCUCAACAGCAUCUUAUGGGGGGCGGAGGACCGAGGCUGGGUCCCUCGUAUCGUACCCAACCAUCACAUUCCCAUGCCAGAGAACUUCCUCAAUGGAUCACUCGCUGUGGAAACCAAAGCCAUCAUUUCCUGGAUGGAGCGUAACCCUUUCGUGCUGGGAGCUAAUUUGCAAGGCGGAGAAAAGCUGGUCACAUACCCUUACGACAUGCAGCGUCCGCAGAUUUCGUCGAGUGACAGCAGGCACUGGAGGGGCAACGCCGAGAUGAGCGAGGACACAUGGACCCGCAUUCAGCGUCAGAACGAGGGCGCCCUGAGGGAGACACCAGAUGACGUGAUGUUUCGCUGGCUGGCCAUGUCGUACGCUCACAGUCACCUGACCAUGACUGAGACUCACCGAGGCUCUUGUCACGGGGACGACAUCACUAGAGGCCAGGGCAUCGUCAACGGUGCCAACUGGAAGCCUGUGGUGGGCAGCAUGAACGACUUCAGCUACCUGCACACCAACUGCUUGGAGCUCUCCAUCUUCCUGGGAUGUGACAAGUUUCCGCACGAGAGCGAACUCCCGCUGGAGUGGGAGAACAACCGCGAGGCUCUGCUGUCCUUCAUUGAGCAGGUCCAUCGGGGGAUAAAAGGUGUGGUCAAAGAUGUGGAGGGAAAUCCGCUGGCCAACGCCACCAUAUCGGUGGAGGGGAUACGUCAUGACGUCAUAGCUGCUGCGGGUGGUGACUACUGGCGUCUGUUGAAUCCCGGAGAGUACCGCGUGACGGCGAAGGCGGACGGCUACACGCCUCAGACCAGACUGUGCAUGGUGGGCUACGACUCCGGGGCCACGUCCUGCAGCUUCACCUUGGCCAAAUCCAACUGGGACCGCAUCAAAGAGAUCCUGGCGCUCAACGGCAACAGGCCCAUCCGAGUGGUCACCAAGACCAACGAGGUGAAGGCAACGGCGGCCAGCAACACAGCGGUGGUUGCUAGCACCACCUCCACAGAGGACGAGCACGCCGCCGCCCAGAGAGCGGAACGGCUCAGGCGGCUGCGAAUCCUGCGUCUGCGUCGGCUACGUCUGCAGAGGCAACGAGCUGGCCUCGGCAGCACGCCUGGUACCACCACCACCCCAACUACUACUACUACUACUACAACUACUACCACAACACGCAGCACUGAGACCACCACAUCCUGGUACGACUCCUGGUUUCCUGUGGACAACUGGUCCACUGAAAACCCGUUUGACAGCAUCAUCUUUGACUCGGUGCCCACUCAGGACUACCCCUUUCAAUUCACCAUCGACUGAAAAUGAGCAACAGGAAGAGCCAACAAGUCUAAACUAGCUUCCAGGACCACGACAUCCUCUUAAAACUGCUAUGACAACAACACGUCAUGUUGAAGGACUUUCACCUUCUGGAUUUGACCGCUGUAGCACUGAUGUUUGGAGCUAGGUGUCAUCUUAUGCAGGAUUUAUGACUUCAUAUCACUUAUUGUUGUUUGUGCAGUUACAGAAAUGACUUACAUAACAACCAUCCAGUGUAGACAAUAACACCAGACUGGAGCUGUCAUAGUACAAUAAACAGUUCCUGAUAAAUGAAGUGUACUAGAAGAAGACCGUGAAAGACGCUUCCAGAACACAGAAGCACUGAAGGAUGAAUUGGUUCUAGAACAUUCUGUUGAAAUAUGCUGUAAAUGGCUUCCAAGUUCAAUAAACACAUUGAGAACAAAUAAGACUUCUAAAAAAAAAAA